AGUCAGCUUGUGAAAGUGAAGGGAAACGAACGGAGCAGUGGAAUACACCCCAAAAGCACUGCCCUCACUCGCGGAAGAGUAGAUCUCCGUUGCCGCCGAUCUCUUUCAAUGUCGUAGAACCACCGGUACGCUCUGCCGACGCCGCCGCUUCUACCACCGUCCCCCAUGGGUUCUGCCCACUCCUCCCAAUCCCCUCUCGAGGCAUUCGACGACGACGACGACGACCGCGAGGAGGAAGAAGAGGAGGAAGGUGUGCGCUCCAGGAACCCAAAGUCCUCUAAGGAAAAGGUCCUUGAGCAGGAGCCCGAGGUCCUUCCCUGCCGCACCGCCGCCUCCCCGCUCUCCCCCCAGCCCUCUGCUGCCGGCACCCCCCGCAUGCUUGGCCCUUCCGUCAAGGUAUGGGACCCCUGCAACGUCCUUCUCCAACUACCACCGUCGCCCCUGGCUCUCUUCGCCCGUGGCGCCCCCUCAGCGGCAACGGAUCGGGCCACGGAGGUGUUCCUGAUCGCCCACGGCGAGUGCGCCUGCAGCCUUCGUCCGGAUUUGGUCGGUGGGCGGUGGUCUACUGCGGCGGGGCUGACCGCAAAUGGGGAGCGGCAGGCCAGGGCGCUGGCCGUCUUCCUCAAGUCACAGGGCGUGAGGUUCGAUGAAGUCUAUAGCUCGCCGUUGGAUCGGGCAAGGACCACUGCGGCCUUUAUUUGCCGGGAGCUUGGAUUUGCAGAGGAGCAGAUCCAAUCCUCCGAUGCUUUGGUUGAGAUAAGCCAGGGCCAAUGGGAGGGCUGCCUUCGGUCAGAAGUUUACACCCAAGAAAUUGUGAACUUGAUUAGCAAAACACAGCCUGAUUUCUGUGCACCUUCAGGUGAAUCACUCCGGCAGGUUGCAUUUCGGAUGAUCGAAUUUCUCAACAUGACAGUCCUAAGAUUGCCUGAAAAGCUGGCAGCGGCAGAUACGCCGAUCCAUCAAACAGAGGCGAAGGAACUCUCAUGUAAUGGUGAUGGGCCUCACUGGGAUCUGAUGUACAGGCUUAAUCGACCGUCUCUUCAGAGGAAGAAAUCUGGUAAGAGCAGGCUUCAGUUUGUGACUACGGGAGACGAUGACCAAAAAGAUGAGUUCUCUCCCAGAGAAGUCACACAAGGAAACCUCCUUCCUGAUGGUGGCAGAAACCCUACCUUCUCCAUGGGAAUCUUCACCCAUGCAACACCAAUUAAAUGUUUUCUCACGGGUCUGCUCGAUUGCAGUCCUGUAAUGUCUCAUAGAAUAUCUAUUGAUGACUCUUCUGUGACGGUCCUGCAUCAUUCACUAAUAACAGGAUGGCAGAUAAAGAGGCUCAAUGAUACAGCACAUCUCCGCCUUCUUUAGACCAAGGAUGAUAUGCUAGGUUACUUGAGGGCUGAGGUAUCUCUCUCUCUCUCUCUCUCUCUCUCUCUCUCUGUAUUCUUGCAAGUUCAUUCUGUACGCAAAUGCUACAAACUAUUCCAACUUAAUAUACUGAAAGCGGAUAGACACGAAGAAGCAAAGCAGGAAGAGAGGCCAUUGACAUUAUAUCGUACAUUGCCAGCUCCAAGUGCCCAUAAUUGUGGAUGGGACGUACCUGCUUGUUUCAUCUGUCAUCAUCUCAUUUUUCGUGUGCAAACUUGUGAGGGCUUCAUAUAAUCGAUCAAUCUGAUGUGCAUGUUGAUGGCGAGCCUACGUUUGUGCAAUCAGUCACUUUUCUUGUUCUUCA
This is a messenger RNA of Musa acuminata subsp. malaccensis (wild Malaysian banana), 1723 nucleotides long. RefSeq lists its product as uncharacterized. The record is from RefSeq and is a predicted model, not a curated record. NCBI's taxonomy places the organism in Eukaryota, Viridiplantae, Streptophyta, Magnoliopsida, Zingiberales, Musaceae.